UCCGUCAGAAGGUGAGGUCGCUGCUCGUCGCCGCUCGAAGUCACAUGUACCUCGGGCCACAGUGAGCGUGUCGGCCGAUAGGUUCGCUGGAGUGAAACUUUUUUGUCCCUAUAGCACCAGACUGUCAGUGGUGCUCCCGCCCAGCCCAACAUCGCACUGUGAACGCUCUCCUCUACAAUCCCUGUGUCAACACUGCCAGAUGAAGCUGAGGCAGAGUCGUGUCACGGAACUCUGGGGAACUUGACCUCGAUGGACUGGCGUGUGGGCUGUGCUGGUGGUGGUGGCGGCGGCGGGGCUCAGCUGCUGCUGCUGCUUUUGCAAGUUAUCGUGGCCUGGGUCGAUACCACGGCAGGCGCCGUGAUGGUGCAGGAAAGGCUGAAGGUGGCGGUGACGAAGGUGACAGGUGAUGGAGCAGUGCUGAGCUGGGAGACCACGGUGGGGCAGCAACACGCUCUCACCUGCUCGCUGCACUACGGCCCACAGACGGAGGCUAUGCUGGUGAAGACUGAGGUGCGCACGUCAGCGAAGAACAUCAAACUGGCCCACCUCAGCCCCCACACCACCUACCACGCCUCCCUCAAUUGUAGCCAAGCCGCCGCCACCUACAAAAGUAACACCGUCCACUUCACGCCCCACGGGGACCCAGCCGUGGCCCUGGAGGUGCGCCCCCCGCCCUCGCCGCCCCCACCAAGAGCAGUGGCGGACACCUCGUCGUGGUCGUCUAGAGGAGGCAAGGACGGGGAGUCGGCGGGAGAUGGAGGGAUAGUAGUCAUGAUGAGCCAACGACACAUGAACGCCCCUCGGAGAGACCCUCACAGCGCCGUGCCCUCCACCAGCGUCAUACUGGGUGCUGUGUGUGGCGUGGUGGGCUUCCUCAUCAUCAACGUGACAGUGGUAAUGGCGGUGCGGCAGUACUCACACAGACGCGCCCGGAGACGACGCCUUCUAGAGCUGCAACUGGAGCAGCAUGGCGGAUAUCUCUACAACUUCGAGCAACUGAUGGCAGACUACAAUCAGCAGAUCAACGCGAGUAACUCUUAGAGGGAGGAGAAGCUUGGAGUUGUGUUGCUGUGGUGAUGGGCGCGGUGGUCACUCCUGAAUGCGACCUGUGAUGUGUUGAUAUGUUAGCGUGCGUCUGAAUGAAUGAAAGUGAUGGUGGUAAAGGGUAUAGUGUACAUAUUAUAGUGUCUGAGGGAAAAGAAUUUGAGGGAACUAUUGUGGAUGACGUGUGUUUUAGGUGUGUUGCGCCGAAAUGUGGACACUUUCUUGUGCGGUUCGUUCGUGGUUUUGAUAGCUUGGAUUGUGGAUUGAGCAAGAAAGAAAGGAUUUGGUUUGGUGGUGGAAUGUUUUGUAUAUAGGUUUCGUGUGUGUAUGUGUGUGUGUGUGUGUGUGUGUGUGUGUGUGUGUGUGUGUGUGUGUGGGGCCAAGUGGAAAAAAGUACUCAGAAAAGAAUUUAAUAUGGAAGUGUUUGUAUGCCGCGUACAUACCUACGUAGAUAAAAGAAAAUGGGAUGUAAAGGACGAGCAUUCUCUCUCUCUCUCUCUCUCUCUCUCUCUCUCUCUCUCUCUCUCUCUCUCUCUCUCUCUCUCUCUCUCUCUCUCUCUCUCUUUUCCUAUCUUUUCCCUUGGACGCGUGAGGGCGGCGCCACAUGUGCCAACACGUCGCCUCGUCCAUAGAGAUGGUCUCAGUGCGUGAUGGAAACUUUGCCCGAGACCCUUGAAAAGUUUGGUUUGAAAGUGUUUUUGAAGCAGAUGAGAAAUCACGGCGUUCUUGAGAAAAGUUAGAGUGCAGUGUCAGAUUGACGUCCUUGUUUUGAUCUCUGACUAUGUGCGAUUAUCCUGAUGGACGUCAAUUUUUUUUUUUAUGAAAAAACAUUUACGUCAAUACCCGCCUUCUCUUAAAACAUGGAGGACGGUUAUAAAGUUUUUUUUUUCUUAUCUCUCUUUGUCUAUCAAUGCGAACACCAGUUAGCUUUCUGCGAGUGUACUGCAGCAGAGGCGAGGCUGAGGGACUGAAAGGCUGCCUGAUUCACUCUCGCUGGAUCGUGAUGGCAAGACAGAGACGGAGAAGAAACGAAGACGUUUUGGAGGAUGACACUGGGAGGAAGAGUGCGUGGAUGGCGCUGCAGGCUACUAGACAAUGGCCGGGAGACGCUGGAAAUGGAAGGAAAGGAAAGAAAAGGAGGAAAUGGAGAGUCUUUUGUGUCUGUGGAGUGAAGGAGCUCAGGAGGGCAACAUUCUUGUGCCAAAGAAAACAAGAACAAGAAUACGCACAGAAACCCAACCUUCCGCCAACAUAAGGAAGAAAAGAAAUAUUACCUGAAACCAUUAUUAUUUACCGCCAUGGCAAUUCCAGAACGAACGAAACAUUGCAAAGUGCGACGAAACUCUGUGAAAAGCCAACACUAAUCAACGGGGAAAAUAUAUGUGCGGUGAAUAAAAGAAAGAAAAAAAGAACAUGUAUAUAAAAAAGAAAAGGAAAGGAGAGAAAAAAUUGAAAUAAUGUUCUUGUGCCAUCCUCCCUCCCCGCCUGGCUCCGUCUGGAAGGGGAUGGAGAAAAGAGGCAGAAAGGAAUAGAGGAGGUGGAGGAGGAGGAGAGGAAGGCAAGACUUUUAUGUCGGGUGGGUGAAGGUUUUGAUUGAAUUUUGCCUCCCAGACUUGUGAAGUUUAACCAGAACCGAGAUUGAAUUCCCGGAAGAGGUUGGCGGCAUGGCUGGUUGUGUACUCUGCCAGGCAAGGUCACGUGACGGGUUUGUUGUUAUUGUCUACACACGGCGAGCCAAAAGUAACGCAUGUAUGUUUUCUUGACAAGCUGCCGUUUUCUGUCGCGUCGCUUGUGAAGAAAACGGAUGAUGGAGCGGUGAUACGUGUAGAGAAUAAGCAAGAAAGACGGUGAACUCAGGAAAUUUAUCAUUAGCACUAUAUAUAUAUAUAUGUAUGUAUGUAUGUAUACCGCGAUGGAAAACGAAUGGAAGACAGAUAAACUUGUCAUUGGUGAUUCGAGAUUUGAGUUUUCUUCAUUAAUUAUUCAGGCGGCAGGCAGCGAGUCACUCAGCUGAUCCGGCAUGAAAACUGGACCAGGAAAAAAAAAUCGGUUGUUUCGUCUGAAGAGGACGAAAUGAGAUUGCCAAGGACAUCGGGGACAGAACUGUGUUCGGGGAGAGAGAGAGAGAGAGAGAGAGAGAGAGAGAGAGAGAGAGAGAGAGAGAGAGAGAGAGAGAUCCUAAGUAUUUUCCCGCUGACUGAGAGAGUAGGUGACCAUAAAGGAGAAUAUCUCAUUUCAGAGUUUGUACAUACUCCAUAUUAAAGAAAAGACAAAUAUUUAUAAAGGAGAUAAGUAGCGGGACCCAAAUAUUUACUCUGGUCCUUCAAGUGAUAUUCGUUCUCGGCACCACAUCACCUUCAAGAGAAUUUUUAGCGGGAGAGAAAGAAAUUAGUGUGUGGAAGCAGAGAACGCCGCGCCCACCCGGAGGAACACAUCUGCUGUACAUUGUGUCUUAUUAGAGUUGCGCAGGGUUGGGCCAGGACUGCGUGUUAUCCCCUUCGCCCUCGCCCUUUGUUGUCGAUCAGGGUGAAGGUCUGUUGCGAGGCCACGGCGUAGGAGGAAGGCGGCGACGGCAUGCCAGGGGUGAGGGUCUUUGCUGCUCUCUGUUUGGGGAUCCCUGGCGCUCUCGUCCCUUCCUCUUGCUCCUCUUUCUCGCAUUUCAUAACGUUUUUUUUUUUCUUUUUCUCUCUCUUUCUCACUUUUCCUCCUUAGCUCUACCAGUUUUUCCGAGACCCUCGCCUCGCCACAGCGCUGAAAUAUUUUUGUGAGUCUCUGGAGAGUGUCUAGUAGGCCCUCUUGCCUCAGUCUUUAAAUGCAUCCUUUGUGAGGUUCAUUUGGAAGAGAGAGAGAGAGAGAGAGAGAGAGAGAGAGAGAGAGAGAGAUACUUAUAUCCAAUAUAAAUGUAGUAUGGAGGGACUUUUCAAGAGCAUUUUUAAAACUUUGAGGCACAGACGGCGCCGCAGCGUUGUACCAACACGCAGUCAUUCCUCUCUCUCUGUAACGACGCUACUGCCGUGAGGCGAGUGACUGAGUGGUGCCGUCUUGCCAGAGCUUAGAGGAGAUUUGUGCCGGAGCGUUUAUACCAUGGUGGAAGGUAUUUACUCCCGAAGUAACCUGAGCGUUGUCUAGUGCAGGCAAGCUAUACAUAGAUGUAAAAAGAAUUUAUCUGUAUAUACUGUAGUGUAAGGAUGAGAAGUAAUGCUUUCUAGAUACAGAAGAGAAACGAGAUGAAUAAGUCACUAAAUGUGUAUCGAUUUAUAUGUACUUUGGUUGUGUUUUGGUAGUUUUAAAAUUUGUAUGAGAAGCGUGGAGAUCAUUAUGAUACCUCAGAAGCGUGUCAGUAGUGAAUACCCUUUUUAUCAGCAGAGGGUCGGCAGAGGGAGCGGGGCGUAGCAUCGUGUGUGUGUGUGUGUGUGUGUGUGUGUGUGUGUGUGUGUGUGUGUGUGUCUGGGUGUAUGUGUGUGUGUGUGUGUGUGUGUGUGUGUGUGUGUGUGUGUGUGUGUGUGUGUGUGUUUUGAUGUCCCCAUCGCGAUGCUGCCGUCCCGCAGUUCCCGCCACCCUGCCCACCCACACGGUAGAGUACAACCCGUCUCGUCCACAGGUGAACAGAAACAGGAACACAGUGCUCGCGUCCCUUCUUCACGCGUGGCGACUUGAGGUCUUUUUGUAAAGUCCCCGUGUUGAAGGGGCGGCCUGGGCACGCUGGUGAAUAUGCAUAUAUCUAUAUUUAUAUAUUUUAUAGAAAUUUGAAGUUUUCGGUAAAUAUCUCCUUAUAGAUGGAACGUUAAAAUUAGAAGUAAGGUUUGUAGAGUUUUCCCGUGAGUGGUGACAGGAUGAGGCAGCAGAACGCUCCGGGGACAUGGGGGAGGAAGUCUCGAGGGGGGACUGCCCCAUAUUCCUGGUCACCUUAUUCGCCCUUAUCCCCCACUCACUGGACACACCCGACCACACACACACACACACACACACACACACACACACACACACACACACACACACACACACACACACACACACACACACACACACACACACAGCACAGGCAGCACACACAGGACACACACAUACACAACACAUAGAACCCAAGUUCGCACGAUCGAUAACAAUUAUUGUAUUCUGUGUAUUUUCCCAAACUCAUCUCACUAACGCGUUUUCCAAAUGGCCUGUUGUUUCGAGCCUAUUGUACUUCCCAGUUUUCUUAGAACAUGAACCCGUUUUUAACACACGCUCAAAGCAACACACAGCGGAGUGCUGCAGUAGUAGGUGGCAGAUGUGUGUGUGUGUGUGUGUGUGUGUGUGUGUGUGUGUGUGUGUGUGUGUGUGUGUGUGUGUGUGUGUGUGUGUGUGUGUGUGUGUGUGUGUGUGUGCCUGCCUGCGUGCGUGUUGGGAAAAAUUAGCGAUAGAAGGGUGACAUCUGAUGGUCAAAUUUUCGUUUAUAUUUUCUAUUAUUGUUUUUUGAUGAGAUGAAAAUCCAUGCCGCUUCUUCUUAACGUAAGUGACUCUGUCUUCUCGUUGGUAGAUGAAAAUUGAUGCCAGAUUCUAAGGUAGUUAAUCUCGCAACCAAAACGAUCCGCCUCUCCAGUCUGCCGAGGCGCGUGGCGGAGAGUCAGUCCGGUGCCUCAAGGCGCGGCGAAUAUCGUUGCAAAACGGCGAAAUUGGAUUUCGUUUCACAUGAUUGGCUGACUUCCCUCGUCGUGAUUUUUGCAGGCAAGUUAUGGAGGCUAAUAGGCUGUUACAACGGCCUGGGGACUGGGGCAUGGGGUACAGGAGAUGCGAGGCGGUUGGGGAUUGAAGGGGGGGAGAGAAAGGAAGGUGAAGGGACUGGAGUGAGGAGACAGACAUGGGGUUUCUGGAUUGGACGGGAAGGUGACGGGGACGCUGAGGGAGACGCAGGGAAUGGAGGUCACACAAAUAUUUCACCGAUUUGCAAGUUUAACAUUUAUUUGAUUGGAAUUUUACUAUAUUCUAUGAGUCCGGGCACACAUCUUUAACUAUUCAUUCGCCAUGUUCGUUCACUCGUUUUGUUACUGCGUAUAAUAAAAUCCCCGAUACAUUAGCAAAGCAGACGAGUUAUUGGAAUUUUCCAUCACCCUGAUUUGCGUUGAGGACUCACAGAAAGGGAACUCUAAGAAAAUUUUUUUAUUUUUCCUUUCAAUCUUACAUUCCACCCCUUAAAAUAUUCGCUUCCUGAUAACUGCACGGUGCCCUGAGGCGCGGCUACAGUGUCCUGCCCCUGUGGCCUUGAUGCUGCGUCUCUCGUAUGCUGAAGUUGAAACAGCAAAUGGAAAAACACAGAAAAUAUGAUGCGAACUUGGGUACUUUCACCAGGUACCGGCGUUGACUGAGCGGCGAGGAGGACCAGUGACAACAUCUGAUGAUGUGACCCAUUAAUGGAGCACUCCCAAGCGUCACUACUUCUCCCACCCGCCACUCACCCAUACACACACACACACACACACACACACACACACACACACACACACACACACACACACACACACACACACACACACACACACACACACACACACACACAUUAGUUCUCUAAAUGAUAAGGUGUCAUGACAACCUUACUGGCGUGCAAAGUUACCUUAAAAAGAAUAAAUCAAGAAUCUUUUGUCGAUUUUCACAGUUUAUAUGGACUGCCGGAUGGUGUUUUGUACGUCUAUCAAGGGCCACGUCGCCCCUUUGAUUGUAGGUGUUGUGAACUAUCUCCCGGUCACCUGUUGAGCCGACCGAGCAAAUGCUGCCCGAGUUUCAGGUUAGCAGAAGGCCUAGAAUGGCGUGCCUUGACUCCUGACAGAGGCAGGAAGAGAAGUGUACAUAGCCUUCUCUCUGUGUACACGAGUGUGUGUGAGAGAGAGAGAGAGAGAGAGAGAGAGAGAGAGAGAGAGAGAGAGAGAGAGAGAGAGAGAGAGAGAGAGAGAGAAUUUUAUUACAAAAUGUAGUUCGUAGUUUAGAUAUAUAUUUUUAGGUUAUAUAUUUAAUCAUGUUGACAGCACCUUUACAGUGUGUGUGUGUGUGUGUGUGUGUGUGUGUGUGUGUGUGUGUGUGUGUGUGUGUGUGUGUGUCUGUCUGUCUGUCUGUCUGUGUGUGUGUGUGUGUGUAUAUAUAUACGGACGCAGGCGUGUACGUACACAUGCAAUAUUUUCACUCAUGCAUGCGUGCAUACAUAUGCGCAUGCCCAAGGUUUGUGUGUGUACAACACACAGAGAGAGAGAGAGAGAGAGAGAGAGAGAGAGAGAGAGAGAGAGAGAGAGAGAGAGAGAGAGAGAGAGAGAGAGAGAGAGCAGUCAUUCUAUUUUUGUUCCCUAGUGUGAAGCUGUUUCAAAAAGAGCUUACAGAUUACCGAUACAAGACAAAAUAACUCUAAUGUUGACCGACAAGGAGGGACAACCUAGAGCCUGCACCGCGAGGAGGCAACACGAGGUGCGGUCAGGUGUUGGUGGUGCAGUGAGACAAGCCAUCUAGCACCGCACCGCCUCGCCGCCCAGCCCGCGUCAGCUGUUCACGACGAGACAACUCCAUCGCGCAGCUUUCAUGGCCACGGCGGGAACUGUUGCCUCUCCUUUUUUCCUCGAUUUUUGCAAAGUACUCUAUCUUGUAUAUUUCCCGGCUUCUUAUGUACUGUAGAACACACGUAGUUUAUAGAGCUGUCUAGACUUUGUAGAGAUUGACGUAGCAGCAAUGUACUAUUUUGGAGGGAACAGACGAGGGAUCGGCGUCUGGAACUAAUAAAAGUGAAUCAGAAUACAGUUUCCAUGGUGGGUCAAUCAUAGAGAAGGUACUCAAAUCAAACUAAUAUUUUGUAAUAAUUGUAAGCUGAGUAAAGUAGAAUAAAGUCUAACAUCUA
This is a messenger RNA of Portunus trituberculatus (swimming crab), 7897 nucleotides long. RefSeq lists its product as uncharacterized. The coding region runs from base 250 to 1041 and encodes 263 amino acids. Gene Ontology annotation, molecular function: protein binding. Lineage: Eukaryota; Metazoa; Arthropoda; Malacostraca; Decapoda; Portunidae. The transcript is spliced from 6 exons. The record is from RefSeq and is a predicted model, not a curated record.